Molecule: messenger RNA, 2098 nt
Organism: Pseudophryne corroboree (corroboree frog)
Lineage: Eukaryota; Metazoa; Chordata; Amphibia; Anura; Myobatrachidae
Product: pro-adrenomedullin-like
Exons: 4
Coding region: 119-607 (162 amino acids)
Biological process (GO): regulation of systemic arterial blood pressure; adenylate cyclase-activating G protein-coupled receptor signaling pathway; adrenomedullin receptor signaling pathway
Cellular component (GO): extracellular region
Molecular function (GO): adrenomedullin receptor binding; hormone activity
Source: RefSeq, a predicted model, not a curated record
GCACAGCUGCAGUCAGUGACAAAACCUUAUUGAAGCUUAUUCAUUGAAGGGAAUACUGUGCCAUUAAAGCUACAGAGAACAUCUGAGGACAUACAGCCAGGGCAUAAAAAUAGCGGUCAUGGCUCAGUGUGGUUGCCUUAUCGUGUUUUUCCUUGUGGUGACAAUCAAUGUCUGCAACUCUCACUGGAUGGACAGCAGAGACAGGCGUAUGCCCCCACCUGUGGUAUCCUUCUUAGAGAAACUAAGAGACCUUUCAAACCAGAGACUGAAAAGAGAUGUGAGAGACGACUAUCUUAUAUCUACUGGAAAAGAGUCAGAAGAAGAUUCACAGAUAGGCAAUUCCAUGGACAAUGAUCAGACUAUGCUUAGUUCCCUGUUGCGCCUGAGAGAAAAACGAUAUGCUCCUUCCAUUAACACACGCGGUUGUCAUUUGGGGACCUGCCAGGUACAGAAUUUGGCCAACAUGCUCUAUCGGCUUGGAAAAAAUAACAACAAAGACGUGUCCAAUAAAGACACUAAGGACCCACUGGGAUACGGAAGGAGACGUCGUUCCAUGAUGCGUAAUAAAGACUGGACUGACUUAUCUCAACCAAUAUUGGCCACUUAGGUCACUUCCUGCCUCUAUGCUUACUCCACAAUUGGAAGAAGAAUUAAAUAUGGAAUCCAACAUUACGUAGAGCUGCAUUUGUGGUCUUUAGGUUUCCAGUGGAGUAGAACCAGAAGUCAGCCUCAUAGGCCCCUGGGAGAUCAAGCUGAACCUGAAGAUUACCCAAGUGUGUAGUGAUACACUUGAAAUUAAUAGAAGGAACCAAGGGUUGUGCACUGAUCCAAGUGUUAGUGAAACGUUACCCUACCCCUUUCCUAUAAGUGAAUCUACUAUGCCAGGAGUUUGCUUUCCAACAACAAUAAUGUAAUGUGCUUUAAAGCUACUGUAACUCAGUGUGCCAAGAAUAAUAUUAUAAAGUUGUAUUUAGAGUGACGUCAAUGUCAUGCUUUGCAGUUCUUGCGGAUGACACAGUGAGUAGGAGCUCUCAGUGUGCCUACAGGAUGCAGGUGGGAAAGUGGGAACAAUUGUUUUGUACUCACGUGUCCCAAGUGCUUCUUGGGUUUGUAAGGGGGAGGAAGCUGUAAAGAUCUCCAUCCCAAACAAAUAUUUCCUCCUUUUCUACCUCUGAGCAAAUAAGGUCACAAGUGACGAGUAUUUUUUCCUUUUGCACUAGAUAUAGGAAGAAAAGGGGACUUUUGACAGCAGUCUUAAGCUGGCUAGUGCCUUACAGAUAUUCAAUAUCUAAUUCCCCAGCGGCACAUAAGCCGGUGUGUUGUGGCAGGUUGAUGUAUUAUAAUAAACACUCUGCAAAAUAUAUUAGCGCCAACAAAUGUGUAAGCAUUUCACUACAUAAUUGCCUCAGUGCAAAUACAAAUGAUUGCAUAUGCAAACGAACCAAAGAAAAGGAUUUAAAACAAUGACAUUUCUUCACAAUCUUACUACUCAGUCAGCACUGGGAAUAACCCAAAUUAGAUUUAGAAGGGUGGUUAUGUAAUAACUUAAUGGAAAGAGCAAUGAUGCACUAUAUAACCCAUAGCAACCAAUCGAAUGACUGCCUUAGGCAGUCUAGCGUAGUCAGCCUAAUGAAAAGUGACUUUGUAUUGGUCGAUAUGGUAUAGAGUUACCCCAGUAUAUUUUUAAACUAAAGGGAAGUUAUUGUAAAGUUUGGACUGUGAUCCAUAUAGAGUAGGGUGGCUUAUUGUCCACCUCUUAUAUAGACCCUUUGUGUUCAUGAUGAUUUCCAUUUAAAAGUUCGGAUUUGAUAUUAAACUAACAUCAAUAUCAUUAUUACGCACAGGCAACACAAAGGCCAUUAGAUAUUUACUGCAUUAUUAUCAUACAUUUCCACUGAGGAAGAAACUGUAAACUAUGAGAUGUAAAUAUAUAUCUAUACACACACACACACACACUACAGAUAUUUAUAGUUUUUACAUUUUAUUGUAUUUUUAAAUUAUUAAGUUAUAUAUGGUUGGGAAUUGAAGAUGAUUUUUCUAUACAUAUUAUGUGACGACACUUUGCUCAAUGACAAACAGUAUGUAUGUUGUUCAUCAA